Molecule: messenger RNA, 660 nt
Organism: Phytophthora sojae
Lineage: Eukaryota; Oomycota; Peronosporomycetes; Peronosporales; Peronosporaceae
Exons: 1
Coding region: 1-660 (219 amino acids)
Molecular function (GO): zinc ion binding
Source: RefSeq, a predicted model, not a curated record
AUGAAGCGUGACAAGACCAUGCUGAGGCAGAGCUGGGGAUUCGGAGUGGCGCUGGCGGACGUCCGCCAGUUCGAGGUGCAGAUGCGGCAAAUUGUGAAGAAGCACUAUCGCGCCAACCGCCAAGGCGAGCGCAAUGGGGUCAAGAAGUGCUGCGCCAUGUGCAUCCAGCUAAAGGAGGAGAUGAACGCAUGGUCGGCAGUAAAUCGCUGGAGUGCCAUCAGUCCGGCUCACAAGGAGCGCAAGUGCGAUACCGUCAAAAACUUCUUCGAGAAACUCUUCGCCAUGCUGGGCAAGCACGCGCAGUGGAUGCACGAAUGUGAAUCUCUGCGCGAGAUUCUCCGCGCGGCGGAGGGGCUGAGCGAGAUGCAAUACCCGCACGAUGCUGACGCGGUCGAUGUUAUCCGUUCACUGCGUCGCGUUGACAUGAGUGACGGACAACAAGACACGGACUGUACGAUCUGCAUGUCCAAGAUCGACAGUCUCCCGGUUGAAUCGGCGGAACACGGACGCGCGUGCGGAGUGGAGCUACCCUGCGGGCAUCGCUUCCAUGAUACGUGCAUCUGCAUGUGGCUUCACACUCGUUUAGACUGCCCUGUGUGUCGAGGACACAUAUCGGCUCCUGCUAACCCCGCUCUCUCCUCAUCGAAGCGGGUAUUGUAA